AUGGACAAUGUUCAGGGCCAAUACAUGCGUAUCAAUCAGUUUCUCAUGUGCCUCAUCGGUCAGUGGCCGUAUCAGGAUAGAUGGGAGAGAUUCCUGAUCCAGAUCGUCUUCGUGCCCGCGGUUUUUUCUCAGGCGGUUCUUCAGGGCGGCGGUAUGAUCACCGCUUGGUUCGCGGGUGAUAUCGACGCGUUUAUGGAAAGCUCGUCACCUUUCGUAAUUAGUCUAAUGUGCAUCUGCAAGCACGUUAAUUAUACGUACAAUCACGGGCAGAUGAGGAGGCUAACCCUCACGAUGACGGAGGAUUGGGAUAUUUACUCGAAGCUCAGUCACGAGUGCGACAUCCUUUGUCGAAACUACGCGAUGGGACGAAAAGUCACGAUCGCUUACGCAGUCUCUUUGUACGGCUCGAUGACUCCCUUUCUUGUCGUACCGGUGAUAUUAAACACGGCCAGCUACUUGGGGAUGUACAACGUUUCGGAGGGUAGACCUCAAAUGUUCCGUACGGAAUAUUUGCUCGACACGCAGAAAUAUUACUAUCCGUUGUUAGUGCAUUCGUACAUCGGCACUCUCGGGUUCGUCACUAUCGUCGUGGCGAUCGACUCGAUGUUGGUGUUUCACAUUCAGCACGAGUGCGCGAUGUGCGAAAUCCUGGGAUAUCGGCUAGCACGGAUUGUCGCGGCUGACACCUUAGACAUAGAGUUGCAUCCGCACAGAGAAGAAGACGCGUCGUACCGGCACGUCAAGAACUGCGUGAUCAUGCACAAUCACAUAAUAGAAUACGCCAAGCGUCUUGAGAUUGCGAAUACAACGUCGUAUUUUUUUCAACUAGGUUUCAAUAUGAUGGGCAUGACUUUUACGAUAUUCCAGGCGGUGGUGAAGUUGAGCGAUCUAAAAGAAGCUUUUCGAUUUGUGUCGUUUACAUUUACCUUAUUUUCCGUUCUCUUCCUCGAAAGCUGGCCGGGCCAACAGCUGUCGGAUUAUACCGAUAAAAUUUUCGCAUAUACAACCGACGGAAAAUGGUAUCAGUCUUCGCUGAGCGUGCGGAAAGUUAUCAAUCUUAUGUUGUUGAGAAGUUACGUGCCAAUUAGAAUAACCGCGGGCAAGCUGUACACAUUGAACCUGCAAAACUUCUCCGCAGUCGUACGAACGUCGUUCUCUUAUUUCACCGUUCUCUGUUCGAUGCAGUAAACGUUGUAGUCUCUGAAGAUCUGUUAUUAGUAAUAAGAAUUAGAUGCAAUUGAACUACUU
This is a messenger RNA of Pseudomyrmex gracilis, 1248 nucleotides long. Its product is annotated as odorant receptor 13a-like. Gene Ontology annotation, cellular component: plasma membrane. The coding region runs from base 1 to 1188 and encodes 395 amino acids. Gene Ontology annotation, biological process: detection of chemical stimulus involved in sensory perception of smell; sensory perception of smell. The transcript is spliced from 9 exons. Gene Ontology annotation, molecular function: odorant binding; olfactory receptor activity. NCBI's taxonomy places the organism in Eukaryota, Metazoa, Arthropoda, Insecta, Hymenoptera, Formicidae. The record is from RefSeq and is a predicted model, not a curated record.